UUCAGAUACACACACAACAAACUACCACAGUUUCUCUCUCUUUCACUCUCUUUCUCUCUCUCUGCCAUGGAAGAUGAAAAAGCCUGCAUCACAAGUCUAACUCUGGGUUUGGGAAUUGGAGGAGGAGGAGGAGGGUAUCCCCCAAAGAAGAAGCAGAAAAUGAUGAUGAUAAUGAAGAACAAGCCUAUUAAGCCUGUGCCUUCUCUGGACCUAACUUUUGGUGAUGAUGAAGCUUUUCCGAAAGAAGCCAUUGAUGAUGAUGAUGAUGAUGAUGAUGAUGAUCGAGAAGAAGAGUUAUUCAUCUCUUUGAAUAAUAAGAGAGUCGGUGAAGAACACAGUUACAAUAAUAAUAAGCACUGCCCGAAUGGAAACAACAGAGAUGACAGCUAUAAUGAUGAGAAUAAUAAUAAUAAUUAUUGCAGCAGAAAGAAACUGAGACUCACCAAGGAGCAAUCAGCUUUGCUUGAAGAAAAUUUCAAGAAUCAUACCACUCUUAACCAAGCUCAGAAACAAGCACUUGCUAAGCAAUUGAAUUUAAAGCAUAGACAGGUUGAAGUUUGGUUUCAGAAUAGAAGAGCAAGGACAAAGCUGAAGCAAACAGAGGUGGAUUGCGAGUUCUUGAAGAAAUGCUGUGAGAGGUUAACCGAUGAGAAUCUAAGGUUGAAGAAGGAAUUGCAGGAGCUACGUGCAAUCAAAGCUGGACCAACACAAUCACCAACACCGCCAUUGUACAUUCAAUUACUCUCUUCUAAAUCUUCACCCUUGACUAUUUGUUCUUCUUGUGAGGAGCUAUUGAAGAAGACCAAACAAGAAAAUAUAUAAUAAUUAAUGUUGCUGUUAUUCCCAACACAAAUUGGGACCAGCUAGUGUAGGUUUAAUUUAAUUAAUUUAGACUAGUACUGGCACUAAAGGUAAACUGAUCAUAGUAUAGUAUACUUUUGAUCAAGCAUAUUGGAUUAUUAUUUUGCAGUAUUAAACUUCAAUUGUUCAUUAAUUAUUCAUAUAGAAAAUAUGUGAUUAUUUAUAAUUUCUCUA
Molecule: messenger RNA, 1035 nt
Organism: Arachis duranensis
Lineage: Eukaryota; Viridiplantae; Streptophyta; Magnoliopsida; Fabales; Fabaceae
Product: homeobox-leucine zipper protein HAT22
Exons: 3
Coding region: 67-822 (251 amino acids)
Biological process (GO): regulation of DNA-templated transcription
Molecular function (GO): DNA-binding transcription factor activity, RNA polymerase II-specific; sequence-specific DNA binding
Source: RefSeq, a predicted model, not a curated record